Molecule: messenger RNA, 1720 nt
Organism: Trifolium pratense (red clover)
Lineage: Eukaryota; Viridiplantae; Streptophyta; Magnoliopsida; Fabales; Fabaceae
Product: anthocyanidin 3-O-glucosyltransferase 2-like
Exons: 1
Coding region: 1-1428 (475 amino acids)
Molecular function (GO): UDP-glycosyltransferase activity
Source: RefSeq, a predicted model, not a curated record
AUGAAGAAAGCAGAAGUUGUGUUCAUCCCUUCUCCUGGUGUUGGUCAUCUAGUUUCCACCCUCGAGUUCGCGAAGCUUUUAAUUAACCGUGAUAACCGUCUCCGAAUAACUGUUUUAGUUAUCAAAUUUCCACACACCACAGAAACUGAUGUCUACACAAAAUCACUUCCGAAAUCCGAUUCUCUCAACGUCAUCAAUCUUCCAGAAUGUUCUCUUCCUCCAAACUCAAGUCCAGGUCCUGCCAUGAACGCUCUGCUGGAAGCUCAGAAACUAAAUGUCAAAGAAGCCGUCUCCAAUCUCACUACCAGAGAACAACACGGACACCUCGCUGCCUUCGUUGUUGACAUGUUUUGUACCAACAUGAUUGAUGUUGCAAAAGAAUUUUCUGUCCCUGCGUUUGUGUUCUUCACUUCCGGGGUUGCUUUCCUUGGCUUGAAUCUUCAUAUUCACAAUCUAUUUGAACGAGAUAACGUUGAUUCCACUCAGUUGCUGCAACUCACAGAAUUGGCUAUCCCGAGUUUCGCUAACUUGGUUCCUACAAAAUCAUUGCCUAGUGCCGUGCUGCGCAAGGAAUAUGAAUCAUUUUUCAUAGGCUAUGCCAAAGGUCUCAAAAAUGCUGAUGGAAUUAUUGUAAAUUCAUUUGAAGAGCUAGAAUCGCAUGCAGUUCACUCAUUUUCCUCUCAUCCGGAUCUAGUUGGUUUACCGAUAUAUCCGGUGGGACCAAUACUAAACCCAGAGCCCAAGACCAAGGACGCUGAUGAUAUCAUCAAUUGGCUUGAUGAUCAAACUCCUUCCUCUGUAGUUUUCAUCUGCUUCGGGAGCAGGGGUUCUUUUGAUGAGGAUCAGGUUAAGGAGAUUGCACUUGCCGUUGAGAAUAGUGGUGCCCGUUUCGUGUGGUCUCUACGUAAACCGCCACCAAAGGGCACCAUGAUACCACCUACUGAUUACCUGCUUUCUGAAUUGGUUUUGGUUUUACCCGAAGGGUUCUUAGAUCGAACGGUAGAGAUUGGAAGGGUAAUUGGAUGGGCUCCACAAGCCCAAAUACUAGCCCAUCCAGCCGCAGGAGGAUUUGUUUCGCACUGUGGUUGGAAUUCCACACUCGAGAGUAUUUAUUUUGGUGUGCCUGUUGCCACGUGGCCACUCUUUGCUGAACAACAGACAAAUGCUUUUGAAUUGGUGACCGAGUUGAAAACGGCUGUGGAGAUUGCAUUGGAUUAUAGAGUGGAAUUAUUUGGGGGGCCUAACUAUCUUUUAACUGCCGAUAAAAUUGAGGGAGGAAUAAGAAAUGUGUUGGAAAAGGAUGGAGAGGUAAGGAAGAAAGUGAAAGAUAUGAGUGAAAAAAGUAGGAAAACUUUGUUAGAGGGAGGAUCUUCCUACAAUUAUUUAGGUCAUUUGAUUGAUAAUAUUAUGAAUCAAAUAUCAAAUUAAAUUAUCCUAGUACCAAAUUUCAAAAAGGUUAGAGGCUAUUUGUUAAACAAGUAUAUUUCAAAGCUUUCAACCAAUGAUUAAUCAUUGUUGCAGUGUGUAAUUGCUGAUGAUCAAAUAUAUAUAUAAUUUUGACACAGUCAAAAAUUGAACUUAUAAAUUGUUUAAUUUUGUAUAUGCAAGAGGCAUGUUUGUAGUUCUUUUUUAGAUUGUUUUUUGGUUUCUGCUUAGGGAAUUAUUACUCGCUAUUUAUUUAUUUUGUACUACAUAUUUUUUCGAGUAUAUUAUGCCUGUU